This is a messenger RNA of Owenia fusiformis, 1651 nucleotides long. The record is from the annotation of a GenBank genome assembly. NCBI's taxonomy places the organism in Eukaryota, Metazoa, Annelida, Polychaeta, Sabellida, Oweniidae.
CUUCUGGAAUCAUGGAGACACGGGUGUUUUUAGUUUUGCUCCUGUUGGGUGGUGAAGCCAUUGGUGCGAAUUGGGAUUGGGGCACCAGGUCUCCACUGGACAAUUAUGUGAAUAGAGAGGACAACACUUACACAUGGAGUUUGCUAGAGACAUACAGGGUCGAUGCUGGGAAUGCUGAUGAAAUUGAAGACACAACCGUGUAUGUCCUCAACAUGACCUCACAGACUUGGAAAGAUGGGAAUUAUAGCUCACGUCCAGUGUGGUACCAUCAUCUUACCAUAGCCAUUCCCGAUGAAGUCACUGAAUUCGAACACUCGUUCAUGUGGAUAGGAGGCGGAAGAAAUAGAGAAAUAGAUGAACCGCCAACUCCGGAUAGCGACACGUUCGUCAUGGCAACUGCGUCAUUUGCUUUCGAGACACAGUCAUGUGCGUCCUACCUGAAGCAGAUCCCCAAUCAGCCAGUCUUCUUGCCAAUGUCGGAUGAUCCAAGUAGAAGCAGAUCGGAAGAUGCAAUCAUCGCUUGGACCUGGCGUUAUUUCAUUGAAACUAAUGGAACUGAUCCUGACGUACUUUUAAGGAACCCGAUGACGAAGGCAGUGAUGAGGGCAUUCGACACUGUUACGACAUUCGCACAGCAGCAAAAUACGCGGUUCAAUAUUCAAAAGUUCCUGCCAUCCGGUGCAUCAAAGCGAGGCUGGACCACGUGGAUGGUAGGCUGUGUUGACAGACGUGUAUUUGCCAUGGCUCCUAUCGUACUAAGUGUACUGAAACUGCAAGAGACAGUCAAUUAUCACUACCGAGCAUAUGGCGGAUGGUCAUUUGCGUUUAAUGAUUACUGGAGCCAAAAUGUCACGCAGUACAUCAAUGAUCCACGCACUAAGAUGAUGGCUGAUGUAAUUGAUCCAUAUAGCUAUAGAACCAGGUUGACGAUGCCUAAGAUGGUCAUACAGGCAACUGGUGAUGAGUUCUUUAGGCCAGAUGAGCCUAACGUUUGGUUUCACGAUCUACUUGGACCAAAGUAUUUAUGGAUCGUGGAGAAUACUCACCAUGGCUUGACCUUUGCUGAGUUGGACAUUUUCAAUAACAUGGUCAGCUUCUUUGGGAGUACCACAAAGAAUUACACUUUGCCGGAAUUCAACUGGACACUUUCACAGAGUGAUGGCAGUGGCGCUAUUGAUGUAUUCACCCCUCAACAGAUCCCUUUAAGGGUCAGCACUUGGUACGGUGAGAGCGCAGAUGGGCUCAGGGGAGAUAUUAGAAGGGAUUUCCGAUGGGCCGUAGCCUCAGAGGAAUUUCCCGGAGAGGUCGACAUUAAUCCAGUUGUCUGGGAUGAAGACACACUCGCCAUCGAAGAAAUAGUGGAGGACAGGCACUGGAGAGCAACAUUUAAUGAACCAGCGGAGGGAUGGCUUGGCUUCUUUGUAGAGGUCGUAUUUGAAAACGAUGACGGUGAUGAGCUUGAAUUUACAACCGAGUUGAAUGUAAUACCUCCAACUUGGCCAUUCCCUGCGUGUGGGUCACCGGAGGCAUGCAAAGGAACGAUUGUUUGAGGGGCUAGAGCAGAUCCCAAAACUAUUGUUAUUAUAUUAUUGUUUAUAAUUAUUAAAGAUUUAUAAUUAUUAAAGAUUGGACAUAGAUAAUGAUAUAAAAA